GUUGAUAUUGCAAUGGAGCACAACAACAUUUUCAUCGCGAAAAGUGUCGCGCCGGCAGGGCAAGUAAAAUAAGGCGUGAAGAAAAAAAGCACGGAAUCGUACGAUGUGUGGCCCAUUCUCGUCAUCUCCCGUUCACCUCCCACCGCCCCCCCACAACAAGUGAAACCUUUUUGUAAAUAAAACGUAUCGUGCUGGAAAUUCGACUGUUGCUAAACAAACGUGCCAACUGUGCAGUUGCCCGUGCAUUGGUGGUGCUGGUGAAUCAUGCCGUUUUCGUACAGUAUAUUCCCGUUGCGUGGAAAAGUAGCCGCAGGAAAUGUGCAAUAGUGGUGAAAAUCGUCGUCCACUCUUCAUCGAAACGUGUAAACAUACCCCGAUUGACACGGCACAGUACCGGGAAGCGUAUCAAUCGGCCAAAUUAUUAGUGAAAUAGCUAAAUCAACGUGCGGCAUUGAGAGUCUUAUCAGUUACGAGUUGCAGGGGACUGGUCUCCAGCUAAAAGGAACAGCGUGCAAGCUCAACGGAUACCGAUUCCAGAGGGUUCUUUAUCCAUAUCGAACUCAACAUGCGAUAACGCGCCGACAGUGUGGAUCAAACGGCAUUAUUUCGUCGUUUUCUGGUACUAUUCGGUCGGUGGCGGGUGAGAAACACCGCACAAACAGUGUUUAAUUUUAGGUGCAUCAUUCCGAACCUGUUCCCGAGGACCUGCCAAGCCAGGACAGGUGGGCAACGAUGUUCAAAAUCGAAUCAUACAUCACCCCGAUCAUUCUGAGUUACGUCGAGAAGUACGUGAAAAAUAUCCGUCCGGAAGACUCCCAGCUAUCGCUAUGGGGUGGCGAAGUGGUGUUCCAGAACCUGGACCUAAAGCUGGACGUGCUCGAGGAAGAGCUGCAGCUACCGUUCAAUUUCCUGUCCGGCCACAUUCACGAACUUGGGAUACGCGUCCCGUGGACAAAGAUCGCUUCCGAGCCGAUCGUCAUCACUAUCAAUACGAUCGAAUUUGUGCUGAAGCUACGCGACACAAAUGAGCGAAACGUGGUGCCAAAGCGGGAACCCCCGCGGAAGGGUAAAAGCACAGAGGAAACACCUCCACCGGGCUAUAUGGCAUCGUUGAUCAGCAAGAUCGCGAACAACAUUUCGAUCCGAUGCCACAAUGUGAUACUCAAGUACGUGGAGGAAGACAUUGUCGUGUCGAUGAACAUCCAGCAGCUUUCGAUGGAAUCGGCCGACGGAAGCUGGAACCCGGCGUUUGUCGACAUGUCACCGACAAAGGUCUCCCUCCGGAAGCUGAUCAACAUCGUCGAUCUAACGAUCUGCUUGGACAAACGAAACUCGGCGGGCAAGAUCGAGGUUUGCCAGGAACCGGUCCUGUACCGCAGCACGCUCCAGCUGCGCAUGCUGGUGAAGUACAACGUUUCAUCGCACGAUCGCUCCUCGCUGACACGCAUCGACGUACAUUCCAAAUUUCUCGACUUUAACGUGUCCUCGCAACAGUUUCCGAUGCUGAUGCGUUUGUUUGACUUAGCGCUGGCGCUAAAGCAGGGCAAAAUCAAAAGCGAACCGGCGCUACCCACAGCCGAAGGCGGUAUCGAUGUGGAAGACGACAGUGGGCAGGAGUCGCUACUAUCGUGGGCCUGGAACUUGCUUCCAUCGUUCUUCCCCGAGGAGCACGAAAGCGAUCAUUCCGAGGAGCACGAUUAUCGUGUACUGCACACCGGUCUGUACAUCGAUCAGCUGCGAAUCAUCUUCAAAACGCAGGAGCUGAUCGGUGACGGCGUGAUGGGCACGACCAAAAAGAUCAAGUACCAUCCGAUUCUGCGGUUCGAUUUUUACAACUUUUACGGCGAAAUGAUAGCGUGCGGGAUGAGGUGGUUCAACGUUACGCUGGGAAUAUCGCGCGUGCAGGUCCAAUCGGUCGAGGACUGUCCGUGUGGCCAUCGGGAGGGUAGCGUGAAGGAGAUAUUCGAAUCGAUCGAGACGCAGCACGAUGGGGAAACUCAUCUGGAGCAAUCGUUUUUCAGCGACAGUGUCGGCGGGAAUCGGAAGUACAAUGUGAACUGGAAUUAUCAUCUGAGCAGCUUCAGCCAGGAGUACUUGCUGCGCAAAUUUCCUGCCAUCGCAAUCGACAUCAUCCACGAGGUGGAGCUGCCGGACGAUAGGCGAACGUCCGAGUUUGGUAGCGAUCUGGAGUUUAGCAAUCUGGCGGAAAAGUACAUGAUACGCGUGUUUGUGGGUCGUUUUCGGGCAAAAGUAUCGGCCGAUACGCUCCAUCGAUUCCAGACGCUUGCAUCGUACAAAGAUUUCUACGAGUACCCGCCGUACUAUGAGGAUAAACCGAUCCCGACACUGUCCCAGCUGCCGCCACCAUCCGCGGAAGAUUACGACGCUCUAAUGGCGGAAAUUCCUCUCCGCCAGAUACACAUCACGCUGCAGAGUCCCACGAUCGAGCUGCAUUCGUACGAUCAUGGGCAGGAGAACCUGUUGCUUCGCAAGCACAGCGGUGGGAAGGUUCCGAACGCUUCUCCGAAACCAUCGCUCACCGUGCAGCUGAACCGUGUCGAGUGCAACAUCCUGGCCCCGCUCUACCCGAAUCGGCUGGUCUACACAACCUGCCAACUGCCGGAACCGCCGGUAAAACUGUUCGACGCCUGCUACCAAUCGAUAUCGGGCAACUUGGAGCGACUGCAGGUGAAGCUGCACCAUCCGCGAUGGAACGAGGCGACGAUAGCGACAGCGGUCAGCAUGAACUACCAGCAGCGCACGCUCAUCCACCCAACACUGUGGCACAACGAGGAGCUUAACAAAGCGGAACACAACCUUACCGUGACGGAUCUGAAGCUGAUCGCCAACCCGCUGCAAGCGCUGACGGCUUCCGCCACCGUACGCUCACUGCUAGCGCAACAGGAAUCGGCCAGCAUCGAUUGGGAACGACUGCAACAGCAACACCAUCCGCUUCCUACCGCCGAUCUGCUUCUUUCGUUCAUCCAUCUGCGAAAGGUUGAGGCAGACCGGACCGAUUGCUACAAACUGUUGGCGCGCAAUCUAAAGCUUCUCACCUAUCAGCACGAUGCCGCCAGCGAAAAAUCACUCACAGCGCUAUGGCCCGAUCAUUCGACGGAGGAAGACUUUCUGACCGUCAUUUUCCAGCUGCCCAAACAGCUCGAUACCACCAUCGAGCAUCCUCCCUUGCUGUAUGCGAAGUUGCUAGAUUUGAGCUUAAAUUUGGAUCCAAAUUUCCUCGCCUUUUUGGAGAUCUGGCAACGGGCGGUUCUGUUGCACGAUGAUGCCCGGAUCGAUUCCCGCCGACGGCCCGGUGGCUCUUCCUCGAAACAUUCCCAUCGCUCGGUACAGCCGAGCGGCAAUCUACGCCCGGUGGCGAGAAGCGAUGAUAAGAAGGAGGAACAUUCGGCACCGGCUACAUCCGUCCAUUCGAGUUCGGGCAAGGUGGGUGGUGCGGCCGGUGGUCCCAUCGUGCACGGCCGACCACCAUCUACCAUCGGCGGGGUAGAGGAUGCUGCUGAUGGGACGAAGCACGGCAGUGCCGAAUCAACGGAGGCGGGCAAUCGUUCGGAAGAUAAACAGUUUUGGGCCAAGUUGGCGAAAAGAAUUAUUUUCCACCUGGAGGUGAGCCACUUUACCGUGUGUCUGCCGUUGAAUAAUAUCAUCUUCCACUCGCUGAGCGACUCGCUGGAGGAUGAGUUUGGACAGAAUGAAAUAUUUAUGAUUAAGCUUCCGCUAAUCUCUGUGAACUCUGCGUUCAAGUGUCAAACGCUGUCCGGCUACAUCAACCGGUUUCCGAUCAGUAUCGCCAAAUCUGUCUGGCCGCUCGAGAAGGAUAGCUUCCCCUGGACUAUCUCUCUCGCUAACGCAUCCAGCUGGACGUACCAGAAUGGCGAGAUGCACAAGCUGCUCGAUGAAACGACGACCAACAUUUCGAUGGUGCUUACGUUCAGCGAGGACCAUACGCCAGCAACAGCUGCAGCCCUCUGUUCGUCGGCCUGUUUCCACAUCGACACCUCCCCGUUUCGGGUGACGCUGGUGAGAGAGCAGCUGCUCCUGCUGCGGACCACCCUCGAUCGGAUGCUGCAACUGCCGAUGGUGCAGAGCGCGGGCAGUGACCGGGACGAACGAUCGUCGCCGGAAUCCGGCCAACAGUUGCUCGAAAUUCCACCACUUCCGGGCGGUGGCGGUUCGAUCGCGGCAAUCGAUUUGCGCCAAUUCCUCGACAUUGCGCACAACUCGAGCGGAGGAUCGGAGGAAACGCUGAAAGAGAAGGCGGCUGCAGGGGAAGCGGGCACCGCUCGGAUGAUGCCCUGUGCCCUGUGGCUACAGUGGACUUUCUCCAAGCUUACCGUAAGCUGCAUUACGCGAGAAGAUGGCAGUGAUGGAGCGCGCCAAGAGCGCAUCAAGCUAAAGCUCGAGCUGGAAGAUAUUAUUUAUUCGCUCGACAAGCAGGAAGUCUACUCGCAGAUGAAGGCCAAAAUAGGGGGCAUGAGUGGGGCUUGCUACGAGUGGCAAGCCGGUGGUGGCUGGGUCCGUAACGAAGCGCUAGCGAUCACGGUGCAGACGGGCGAAACGAGCGAAUCGAGCAAAGCGACCGGUACGGAUACAUUUUUCUACAUGGUCAUUACGCGGGCCGAAACACAGAACGUGCACACCAAGUGGGACACGGUGCGGCGGUCGAAGGAGCACAACGAAACGCUCGUGGAGGUGCUGAUCAAGAUGGAGCAGGUUGAUCUGCGGUUGGAUCUCGAUCUGCUCGGCGAGUGUGUGCAGAUGAUGAGUGUCUUGCAGCCGGACAAGCCACAGCAGCCUCAGCAGCCAUCGAAUGUGGCGGAAAGGGACGCAACUGCCAAUUCCAGCUCUGUGUUGGGCGUGAAAGAUCUACCGCUGAUACUGUUUUCCAGCAAGGGCAUAACGGUGUACCUUCCGAUGCGCUCGGGAUCGCCGGAAGCCGAUCGGGAUGACUGUUCGGUUUACAUCCUCAAGGUGAGCAAUGUGACCGUGCAGUACAAUGUAGAAAAUCCAAUAUGCCGCGUUCCGCUGCGCCCGGACGUGUACACGAAGGCGGCCCAGAUGCGCAUCCUAAACGUGCCGGGUUCGAAAAUCGAGGAUCGGCAGUACGAGCUGCUGCUGAAGGAAAUCUCGCUCAGUACGGCCGUCUGGAGCGAUGUGGUAAGGUAUCUGCACGAUCAGCAAACGUCCACCACCCACCACGACAACCCAGCGUUCGAGUGGAACAACCUCCGGCAGGGCGUUCAGCGCCCGUCCCACUUCGACGUGGUGACCGUGUUUAAGGAGUUCAACUUUUCCGCCAUCUAUGCGCCGUGCAUAAUCUACAAGAAUGUGCUCAUCUGUAGCCGCGCGGUCGAGCUCAACUGCAUGUCCGAUCUGGUGGUGGAUAUCGACCUGCAACAGUUACGGCUGGCCGAACGAUUGCUGAGCAGGGGGAAACAGAUCGGUGACCAGCUGUUUCCCGCAUCCGUCAACGAAUCUCCCCGCCAGUCGGUGGUAACCGUUCCGACGCUGUCACGCUCCAACAGCUCGGUAGAUGCUGGCAGUCUGCUCACCUUUACAUCCCACGCUCCGAGCGGUGAAGAUACGGGACGAGAGUCGGUAAAAUCGGUUCGCGAUUCGGUACCAUCGACACGGUUUCGUCGGAGCAAUUCGAAGCUGUCCAGGUUUGAGGCUGAUUCGGGCCUGGAGUCGUACCGCACGUCGGACGGAAAGAGACCGGUUUCGAGCGGUAGCAGAAAGAGUGGCACCCAGCGGCAGCGUAAAAUAUCGUCCAUCUCGUCGGAAAGCUCCUCGAAACCGUUACGCUCCCGUACGGCAUCUUCCCUGACGCAACCACCAAACCCGGUACUCGUGCCGUACGAGGUUUGCCUGCUCGGAGGCUUCUUCAAGAUCAAUCUGUACACGCAGCGCGAUCGCGCCAGUGCUGCUCCAGCCUUAAAGCUAGUGCUAGUACAACCGAACGCGCUCGUAUCGCUAAGCUUGCUGGAACGCGUGCUUCAGCUGUCCCUGUUCGACCUGACGCUCGAGGUGGACGAGCUGGCAAUCGUGAAGACGGUUGCCGGCGAGCCGGACGAGCUGGGAAUCCCGCAACCGAUCGUUAAAACACGCUUCGUAAACAGUUUGACCAAGCGAAGCCGUGAGCUGAGGGUCGAUUUUAAGCGACCGAUUAAGCUUACCGUUUCGCACGGGAAGGUGAAAAAGAUUAUGGAAUUGGCUGACGCGUUGGAUGGUCUGUUCACGGCACCGAACCGGGUGGGUAUCAAACCGUUGCCGAAGCCAGUGCUGAGCCGGAAUAAGUUUAUGCUCAUAAAAUCGCAUCUGUUCGACGUGGAGAAGAUUCAAAUCGGGCUCUCCCAGGUGAUGGUACAUUGGCUGGAGGAAGACCCUAGCCGGCCCGCCUCGUACAACAUGAAACUGUCGUUUUCUUCCGUCAGCUCAACGGUACGGGUACAGGAACGCCCGGAGCGUAUCGUGUUCGAGCUAGAGCUAGCCGAACUGCUGCUCAGCGCCGGAACAUUCGUUAUUCUGCAUCCGUUCUCCUUCAAGCUACAGCUAACGCUCGCCCAAGAAUACUGGAAGCGUGAUCCGCUCGUUCAGAUUAAGCUGCAGGCGUCCUACCUGCAGCUGGAUCUGAUUCCCUACCUCUUCCACCAAGUGGAGUUGAUCCGGAGCGAACUGUUGGACGCGUUGCGACGGGAAGCGGAUGCCGAGCACCGCAAGGAUUCCGUUUCGACGGUGCACAGUGCGAAUAUGACACCGAGCCGCCGGGAGCUGCUCAUACCGAUCGUUCCGCCACGGUUCCAGCAGCGGCGUACGAAAGAGAUGCAGGAAGAGUACUACCAGGACGAUCUGAGAGCCGGAGCAUUCCAAUUCAUAGAAAGCAUGAAAGCGAACGAGCUUCCACUGCCGUAUCAGAUCAAGAUCAUUAACCGCGAGGUGGGCAUCAUCUGCUGGCGCUAUCCCCAGCCGAGAGCGCUGCACCAGGUGAUCGUCUAUCCCGUCCCGAUGAACACAACCAAAUCCGUCAACAUCCAGUGCAAGUUGGAGCACUAUGCGGAUAUAGGCGGCAUCUUCGUGGAGGUGUGCCAGUUCACCCUGUCGGAGAACGAGAAAACGUUUCUCAAGCUACCGCAGCGCAAGAUUGCAUCGGCCAUCUGGCGGAUCGUUAUGACGCAGAACGUGGUUUACGAUGAGGGAGUCGGCCGGGCGCGCGAUGAUGACGAUGACGACGGCAUAGGCAUGCGAAAUGAUGCGAACGAUAGCGACGACGGUGGACAGCAGCGCGGUGGCAACGGGCUGGGAAGAACGCUCUUCACCACCCUCACGGAUGUGCUGACGGACAGUUCGUACCUAGCCGGGCAGCGUGGCGUCGUGAGCUUACCGUAUCGCUUGCAUCCCAAGAUCUUCGUUGCUUGCAUGCGGGUGGACUCCAUGUUCAGUGCCGCGUUAGUGCCGAACCUCGAGCUGACGAUCGACGUGAAGCCCGUGCAGGUGAAUCUGUUCAACCAUGUGGCGGUACAGCCGGAACGCCCCCUGCCGAAACCAUUCGAGCGAUAUCGACUGUGCCGAGAGUCGGCCGAUUUCGGUGCUCACAAAUUUCUGACGCUCAACGCGCAUCGCUUGCGCGGACAGUGCGCGAUCUACGAUAAUCUGGAAAUGUUUGUAAGUGCCGAGUUUAAUUUGCACUGCGAUUUGCUCGAUUACAACUACUACACGUUCGAGAAUGCACUGGAGGUUAGCAACGUGAAGGCGUACGGGUGGAUUGGUGAGCGAUCGGUUGAGCUGCGCACGAUUACGGACGACAUUUGCGUACGGUACGGUCCCUCGAUUGGGUACAAUCUGGCGGUAGCGGAACGCAUGUGGAACCGCGGCAUGUCGGCGACGGAUGGAGAAUCGUGCUUCGUGCUGUACAGCCGCUACAUCGUGUGCAAUCGCACCCAGUUGGGCCUCAAGUUCGGUCAAACCGGUACCGCGGAAGCGAUCUACCUCGGCCCGAACGAGCUGUGCCUGUACGGGUUUCGAAGUUGCCGGCAGCGUCAGCAGCUGCAGCUAUACUUUACCGAAGGAACGGCGCAGGUUGCGACGGAACCGUUCGACGUUUCGACGGACGGGUUGCAGCAAGUGUGCGUACAAUCGAUCUACGAGGAGGAUAUGGAAGAUGAGAAGAUGCUCCUGAUCCGCACGGAAUCGCUCGCCGCGGACGGUACCGAUGGUGGUGGUGGGAGCAGCAGCGGUAGUAACAUCCAGCGUACCAUCACAAUCGAGGGACAAAUCAGUUUCUACAACAUGACUUCGCAGCGGCUCAAGUUCCAGUAUCGCUACUACAAACUCGUGCCAAACAGUGAGCGCAAUUACGCGACGACCAGCUUCCAGGUGGCACCGGACGAUAGUGCGAACCUGUUUGCUCCGGCCAACAACAAAAACCAGCAAACCAUCAACAUUGCGAUCGAUGGUGAGGAUGGGCGGGUGGUUUGGUCGGGCGAUGUGCCGCUGCGCGAGAUCACGAACGGUGGCAGCAUGCCGUACCUGGUCAAGGUACCGACGUCGACGAUAACGCGCGAAGGCUACAUCAGCUACUGGGUGCGGAUCGUGCGGGAAAAGCUGCUCGACAGCAAGGUUGCACCGGCGGUCAAUGGGGAGGCGCUGGAGCGUGUGCUGGUGAUCGUUUGGCCACUGUUUAUGGUGGAAUCGUUGCUGACCGUUAACACCACGGCGUACGAGGAGAAGCUCGAUCAAUCGUUUUCGAUCUACGGACAGGGACAGCGAAGACAGCUGAACGUGGCGGGCACGUACUCCGACGAGCAUGAGCUUGCAUUCCGUAUGGAUUUUAACUCGCCGCGCGGAGAGGACAAGCGUAAGGCACUGCUGUCCUACCGGUUGAUCGAUGGGAAAACGUUUUUCCAAGUGCCGGCCCGCUUCCGCAACGUCGAAAGUGCACUCGAAGCAUUGCGGGCCGGUCGCCGGUUACCGGAUUGGCCGUGUUCGCGCGAGGAAGAGCUACGAUGGCGGCGGGAAAACUCCAUCCAGGAGGCAACGUUCCCGCUGUACCACUGUUCCGCUGCGUACGAGCUGUCCUGCUGCCUGAUGCUCAGCAUUGCCCCGUGGGCACUGUUCAUCAACCAGCUCGGGUGUGAGGUACGGCUGCGGAAUCUUACCACCAGCGAUGUAAACAUUAUCGCACCCAACAGCAUCGUAAUGCCGUUCCACGUGGAGACGGGCUUUACGCUCGAGAUGAACGUGGCGAUUGGCCAGCCGCUCCACUCGGAACCGAUCUACAUCGAUAGCGCGGACGGCAGGAAGCAGUCACCGAACGGGUGUGCCGUCCUGCCGCUCGAAGGCUCGAUCGACAUCACGAUUCGCACGGAGCUCGGGAUUAUGAACCUGGUGCUGACGUCGCUAACGGAGAACAAAGUGCGUAUCUUCAUCCUAGCCUCCCAGUUCAUUGUGACCAACUAUUCGAGCAUCGAUUUACACUGCUGGUCGUUCGCGUUGCCGUCCAACGAACGGUUGGAGCAGUUUAAGCUGAGCAACUCCGGGCCGCAUAGCUGCUGCUACAGUCUGCCCAAGAAUGGUGUGAAAAGUGAAAACCCCAAAGGAACGGUCAUUACGAUGCUGAAUAAUGUGUCCCAUCGCAAGGGAAAGAUAAAGGCCAACACCAACUUCAACCACUAUCUUACCAUCUACCAGCGGCGCGAGAAUGGAAGCGAGUACUCGGCUCCAAUAUUCCUCAACAAACCCACCGCCCGGAAGUGCGUGAGCGUCCCGCAAGAAGAUCCAGCCGACCGGCACCGGCAGCAUCACGCCCUGUCGCUCUCGAUCGUAUCGCACCAGGGGCAGCAGCACGUGUCGAUCUACGACGAUCCGUGCCCAGCGUACGCGAUCGAAAAUCGGACCGAUUUUAGCAUUUACGUUGCCCAGUCGGACACGGUGCAGCCGAACAAGGCAGCAGCGGCUGUGCCCGAAACGGUGGAGAGCAAUUUCGGCUGGUUCCAGACGGUUGGCUCCCGGCAGACGGUCUACUACACACCACCGACGCUCGAUGACCAUUUCCCCGAACCGCAAGAAACGACCGAAAUAGCGCUGAUAUUUGCGUGCGUUAGCGGUAGCGCGAUCCGGUGGUCACACCCGGUGCGGAUCGAUGAGGACAAGAGCAUCUUUCUGAACAUUCCACUGUACGGCGAUCUGAAGCUAGCGAUGAGGGUACGCAACCGUACCACGCUGCUGGUGAUCGACUACAUUAGUCAGGAUUUGGAGUUUUCGGCGAAGGACAUACGGACGCGCCUUUCCAACCCGAUUCGACCUCCGGAACUGGCAGUAGAAUCGGGAGGAAACUCACGCCAGUCGGGCAAUGAUUACCGAUCGUUCGAGUACGACCCGUCGGAACACGAACCGUGCUGCACCGGUAAAGAGCAGCUCGUGCAGAGCUACUUCCGCACGGUCAUGAUCACGCUGUUCAACGAUGAACCGCAGCAAUCGUGCUUCAAGCAGGACAUCAUUUCGUUCAACUUCGAGCGGAUCGGAUUGAAGGCAAGCCGGGGGGGCAGCAGCAGCAGCAACCAAGCCACCCUGCACUGUGGCAACAUUCAGGUGGACAAUGAGCUGCACUCGGGCGGAGAUUACGAUUUCCCGGUCGUCCUGUGCAGCGAGGAUCACGAGACGAAGCAGCGCAAGAUGCCCACCCAAUCGCCGUCCAACUUUUACCGGCUAGAGGAUCAGCUGGAACAGCUGGCCAGGGGCGCACUUUGCACGCUCGAGUGUGAGCUCGUGGAGGACGAUGAGGACGGUGGUGGUGGCGUUGGUUGGUCCGGGGUGGAAGCGUUGCGUCUCAAGAUUAACCCGAUUCGAGCGUACAUCGAGGAUACGUACAUAAACGUGCUGCUGGACUAUCUGAUGGAGUGCAUUCCGACGGGAAUGCUGCACGAGCAGCCGGGCAGCGGCACGGCACCGGCACGCAUCCGUUGCCAACCGGGCGAAGUGCUCAUACCGCGCGCAGUCACCCAGCAGUCGGCCUACCUGGCCGAACCGAUAAAAUUCCGCUCCGUGCGCAUCGAACCGCUCGCCGUGCUGCUGUCCGUGCACGCCUGCAUGCGGCUGUACAUUGCGCUCGAUCACAGUCCGCUCGAGUUUGCGGCCUUCGAGCGCCGCUCGGUCCGCUCGCUACCGAUCAAGUUCGGUAAUGCGGUCGGCAUGCACUACCUGUCCGGGGCGAUCUUUGGUGGCGGUUGGGUGAUCGGUUCGCUCGAGAUACUGGGCAGCCCGAGCGGGUUGGCACGGUCCGUCACGAGCGGGCUGCGCGACUUUGUGUCCCUGCCGGUGCAGGGUCUGUUCCGCGGACCGUGGGGAUUCUUGGUCGGGGUGACGCACGGGUCCGCCUCGCUGAUACGCAACAUCACCGCCGGUACGGUGAACUCCGUCACGAAGCUGGCCCAAUCGGUAUCGCGCAAUCUCGACCGGUUAACGCUCGAUACGGAGCACGUGCAGCGUACGGAUGCGUUACGGCGUCGCCGGCCGCAGGGCAUGACGGACGGCUUCACGCAGGGUCUGACCGGGCUCGGUAUCAGUUUGCUCGGUGCCGUCGGCGGGCUGGCGCAUCAUCCACUGCAGGCGACCAACCCGAUCGGUGUUGUGACGGGCAUGGGAAAGGGUAUUGUGGGAGCGUUUGCCAAACCGAUCAGUGGUGCGGCCGAGCUGGUCGCGUUAACCGGACAGGGGAUGCUGCAAAGCGUCGGCUACAACACACUGCCCACACCGAAGCUCAACGCCCGUCAAUCGCUACAGCGCCUCGAGCCGAUCCCUCACAAAGCGCUGUGGGAACCGCAAGCCGUCGGGGAAGGAUCGCUGCUGUUCUCCGCCCAGGCCACGCUAGCCACGCACGGCGAGUAUCGGUUGGUGCUGGUUGCCAUCUACAGUAAAGCGUUCGUGCUGUACGACGUCCACGAAUGCCAGCUGCUCGAGGUGCUCGAUCCGAAGACGGUCUUCUUCGAGACGGACGAGGAAAGCGAUGCGACCCGGCUCGUGGUACGCGUGCGGCCGAAGCUACCACCGCCACCCUGCUCCGACUACGAGCAGUAUCCGAUUUCGAGCCGUACGUAUGAUUUUGUGCGCGAUUCCACCAUGCAACUGCCGCGCAUCGUUGGCACGGUGGCGCUUCAGCAAUCGUCGUACGGAAAAGCUGGCCCGGCGAACAGACCGAUCAUGCCACCGAGUAACGUGAGACGAUCGUUGGAGCAAAACGAGGAUGUGGUGGGCGGCUUGGACGAUAGCGUAAUCGAACCGACGGUAAUCGAUCAGCAGUCGGUGGUGCUGGACAUAGAGCGAUCGUCCAGUGCAAGCGGCCCAGCAGAAGAGGGUAUGGACCGGUCGGGAUUGCUGCUGAACGAUGAAACCAGCUCGACUACGGCGAUGGACCGAAUGCUGGAGGAUGACUGUGAUGGAACCGAACAGGACGACGGUUCGAAUGAUGAUAGCGAGCGAAAGAUCGUGAUAUUCCUGGACGAAAAUCUGGUGCCGUAUCUAAUCACCUACGUGAAUCUGUUGAAGCGCACCGUGGACAGUGAGUUUGGCCGGGGCAGACCGGAAGAAGGCGUAGCGUUUCUUCCCUUCGAGUGCUAGAGGUCGAGUCAUAGGGGUUUAAGCAAAGGGUUAAAUUAUUCGACACGUAAGAACGGUAAGAAAGCCUGGCAUGUAGACGUAUCAUAUACCUCAAUAAAAGGGACACCACCGGAAGCCCGUCUGUGUGUUCCCAACUGUUUCAAACUUUA
Anopheles stephensi (Asian malaria mosquito) is the source of this 12779-nucleotide messenger RNA. RefSeq names its product vacuolar protein sorting-associated protein 13B (gene Vps13B). The record is from RefSeq and is a predicted model, not a curated record. The transcript is spliced from 6 exons. Bases 733 to 12630 code for a protein of 3965 amino acids. Lineage: Eukaryota; Metazoa; Arthropoda; Insecta; Diptera; Culicidae.